Pyricularia grisea is the source of this 441-nucleotide messenger RNA. RefSeq lists its product as uncharacterized. The transcript is spliced from 4 exons. Gene Ontology annotation, molecular function: acyltransferase activity. The coding region runs from base 1 to 441 and encodes 146 amino acids. The record is from RefSeq and is a predicted model, not a curated record. NCBI's taxonomy places the organism in Eukaryota, Fungi, Ascomycota, Sordariomycetes, Magnaporthales, Pyriculariaceae.
AUGGCGAGGUCGAUAUGGCCAUCGUCGGGGGACGGCAAGUCGAAAUUAUUCGACAUAUUAGCCGAUGGUUACGGUCGUGGAAAGGGUUUUGGUGCCGUAAUCUUAAGACGCGCUAAAGACGUAAUCCGGGAUAGGGAUCCUUUUCGUGCUGCAAGUUUUAUUAAGGAAAUUUAUGCGAAAGUUGGAUUUGGAUUUAAAGCGACAGGUUAUGUAAAAGCUCACGAAAUUUUGGCUCUUUUUCAAACAUUAUUAACAUCUCGCUUUGCAGCAAACAAGCUGUUGGUUGGCUCGGUCAAAUUAAAUAUUGGGCAUUUGGAAGCUGCGGCUGGUGUGGUUACCGUAAUUAAAUCGGUUUUAAUGUUAAAGCAUGGUAUAGUUUCACCCAACAUCCAUUUUAAAACCCCCAACCCAAAGAUACCCUUCGAUAAUUGGAACAUUUAA